AUGACAUCCUGUCUCAGCAAACAAUCUGUCAUAAUCGCAGGGGCCUCUGCACCAUUUGCAGAGGCCUUUCGCGCUUGUUACUCAGGUUCCAAAGACAAGACUAUUGCGCUUAACCUGAACCCUCUGAUAUCGAGCAAUUCUGCUGAAGCCCAGGCUCAGAUAAACACCGCUUUCGGCGCUCUUGGUGACCAAGUCGAUGUAUUUAUCAUCGAUGCCAGAACUCAGGAGCCCUCUGGGCGAGACGCAAUUUGGGAAAUUCCAUUGAGUGAAUGGGAUCAAGGACAUACGCCCAUUAGCUGUCAGAAAAAGAUGCUAGUGCACGCAAGAUUAUUCCUUCGGCAUCAAUUUCAAGUUAACAAGGCCAAGUCCCAUGAGGAUCAACUGGGAAACGGUUUCUCUGUGGUGGUCCUUGGUUAUCAAGAUCUCUUCGGCAUUUCACUCGAUCAGGUUAUUUCUAAGCUUCAAAGAGACGUUUCACGGCUUCACCCAGGUGCUUCCGUCAACUUCCUUGAUCUCAGCACCUCACGCGAGGCCUCUACACAGUCGAUCGUCGCCGCGACAGCGAUACUGGCCUCGGCGAAACCCGCCCGUGGAAUCAUUUCACUCGGCGACAUUCCGAGUGUAACAAGCACCAACAACAAAAGUGACGUUGUUCAGAAUACCCAGCUUUGUCAAAGUCUCCCUCUCCGCCAAAAGCACCCAAAAGUCCAAAUUGCCAUGUCCUUCGACUUUGACGCUGUCUCUGCCUUCCUGGGGACAGGCGAACAUCCAGACAACAACUUGGCAGACUACAGCACAGGCAUAUUCGCUGCUCGAGUUGGUGCCAAUCGGAUACUACGCAUGUUACAAAAACACCAAGUAGCCGACAAAGUCACUUGGUUUAUCCCCGGGCACACGAUGGAAACAUUUGAACCAAUGGUUAAAGAGAUUAUCAAGUCCGGCGCCGAGAUCGGACUUCAUGGUUACUCGCACGAAGGUGCUUAUCAAAUGACACCAACUCAAGAGCGAGACGUGCUAGUGAAGUGCAUGGAAGUGUCGCAGCGGCUAACCGGCAAAAGAGUCCGGGGCUACCGCGCGCCCAUGUACCAGCUCCGCGAGACAACAAUUGAGCUUCUGAGAGAGUUUGAAUUUCUUUACGACUCCUCUUUGAGCCACCAUGACUCACAGCCAUAUUUCACACCCAGCGAUCCGCCAAUCGAACGAGUGGAUUUCUCCCAGCCGGCUAGCAGUUGGUUGCGCCCCACGUCGCUUGCAGCAGCAGAUGCCCGCCCCGCCGGCCAUCCACUUGUGGAAAUUCCUACCGGCUGGAACAAUGAAGAUAUGAUGGCGUUGCAGUAUUUCCCACAUCUUGAUAACAGCCAUGGUCAUGUCGAUGCGCGAGUCGUUGAACAGAGAUGGAAGGACAUGUUCCUAUGGCUAUGGGAGAAUGCCCAUAUUGAUGGUGGAGAUGGCAGCUUUGUCUUCCCCAUCUUGAUGCAUCCCGAUACUAGUGGCAUGUCCCAUGUGAUAGGGAUGGUUGAUCGGUUUGUGGGGUGGCUUCGGGGAUGGGGGGAUGCGGUUGAAUUCCGCACUUUUGAGAGUAUCACACAGGAGUGGUUAGAAGAGCAACUGAAGGCUCAGUAA
Messenger RNA from Penicillium expansum, 1623 nucleotides. Its product is annotated as polysaccharide deacetylase family protein. Gene Ontology annotation, molecular function: hydrolase activity, acting on carbon-nitrogen (but not peptide) bonds. Gene Ontology annotation, biological process: carbohydrate metabolic process. Bases 1 to 1623 code for a protein of 540 amino acids. The transcript has 2 exons. The record is from RefSeq and is a predicted model, not a curated record. Lineage: Eukaryota; Fungi; Ascomycota; Eurotiomycetes; Eurotiales; Aspergillaceae.